Molecule: messenger RNA, 3026 nt
Organism: Elaeis guineensis (African oil palm)
Lineage: Eukaryota; Viridiplantae; Streptophyta; Magnoliopsida; Arecales; Arecaceae
Source: RefSeq, a predicted model, not a curated record
GCACCCGGACAUAUUUCGCCCCACGCGGCCGCGCCCCGCGUCCAGGCUUUCUGACGCUUCUUGCGUACGAAAGCCGUGAUCUUUUCCCUACCUCCGUUACUCUCCCGGCCCCACACUCCUCGCUCUGGAAACGACGGCAAUGGCGGUGGACUCCGCCGGCGAUCCAGCGAAGGACGACGUAUCGUCGGCGUCUUGCCCGUCGGUGCACAAAUUGGUGGUGAGCUCCAAGGACGAGAUCCGCGCCGUCGCCCGCAAGUUCUCCGACCAGCCCGUCCAGAACCCCGACCCCGGCGUCUGGGCCGUCCUUACCGCCAUCUCCAAGAACGCCCGCCAGCGCCCCCAGGGAAUGAAUAUUCUUUUGAGUGCGGAUGAGCAUUGCCUGGGUCGAUGUGUAGACGAUACACGUUUCCAGAUUGGAGCACUUGCAGUUAGUGCUAGACAUUGCAGAAUUUUUAGGGACAGAGUAGCAGCUGCUGAUGGAGGGCUGGAUCCCAAUUUGCCUGUGCCAGUUUUUCUAAAAGAUACAAGCACAAAUGGGACGUAUCUCAACUGGAAAAGGCUAAGAAAACAUUCUCCUCAAGUUAGACUUCAGCAUGGAGAUAUAAUAUCUUUUAUUGCUCCUCCUGAUGAUGAUAACUCUUAUGCAUUUGUAUAUCGAGAAGUGCAAAAAACCACUUCUUUAGCAACUGGUGCAGCUUUGAAAAGAAAGUCAGAGGAUGUUGUUGCUGAAAGCAAGAGGCUGAAAGGUAUUGGCAUUGGUGCACCUGAUGGCCCAGUUUCACUAGAUGAUGUACGAAGCCUUCAACGGUCGAACACGGUAUCCAUCACAGAGAAUUAUAAUAGCCCUAGCUUUAAUCAGGAGAGGAUGGGGUUGAUAUUCUGUUCGAAAAGGUUUUGUCUUGAUUAUUUGAAAUAUAUGCAGGAGCUUAGGCAGCAAUUGGAAUCUCAUGUUCUCACAGUUGAGAACUUGCGUAGCGAAAAUCGGGCAUCCAUUGCUCAACAUGAGAAGGAGAUGAAGGAGCUAAAGGAGAUGGUAUCAAAUUCUUUUCUCGAUCAAAUUAAAGAGCUGCAGCAUGUGUUAGAUGGGAAGCAGAAAGAAGUAGAUAUGCUCAACACAUUGUCAGCUGAAUUACGGAAUUCAGUAAAAGAUCUUAAUGAAAGGCUUAGUGCAUCCAUGCAAUCACGAGUUGAUGCUGAUGAGAUAAUUCAGAGUCAGAAAGCGACCAUAUCUGAACUUGAGUCCCAGUUAGAUGAAGAAAGACACUUGAGAAGGGAGGAGAGAGAAAAGGCUGCAGCAGACCUGAAAUCUGCAUUACAGAAAGCUCAUUCAGAGGCUCAAGAGGAAAUUAAGCGGCAGGCUGAUGUUUACACAAGACAACAUAAAGAGCAGCAGGAAGUUAUCAGUAAACUUCAGGAGUCAGAAAAAGAAAGUCGUUUGCUUGUGGAAACACUAAGAUCUAAACUGGAAGAUGCAAGGGAAAGCCUUAUGAUGUCUGAGAAAAAAGUGAGGCAACUGGAAGUCCAGGUUCAAGAUGAACAACUAGCCUUGGCUAACUGUAGAAAGAAAUCAGAAAUGCUGGAGUCUGAAUUGAAAAGACUGAAGAAGGAACUUGAAAGUGAAAAGCAGGUGGCCCGAGAAGAAGCAUGGGCAAAGGUCUCAGCUCUUGAGCUUGAAAUAGCUGCUGCGAUUCGUGAUCUUUCUAUUGAGAAACAAAGGUUCCAAGGAGCCAGGGAAAGAAUAAUUCUACGGGAAACCCAAUUGCGUGCUUUCUAUUCAACAACUGAGGAGAUUACUGCACUGUUUGCGAAACAGCAGGAACAGCUGAAGGCCAUGCAGAAGACUUUGGAGGAUGAGGAGAAUUAUGAGAAUGCAUCAAUAGGCAUUGAUCUGAAUGAACCAGCACUGAGAAAUGUGAAUGUGGCAUGUGUCAGUCAAAGAGGAGGAGAAGCUCAACCGAGCAACAAUACAAGAGAAGCUUCUGCUGCUGCUACUCCAAAGAAUGCCCAAACCAUGAAUGACAGUUCUGAUGAUGAUGCCGGCACUACAGAGAAGCAUGAUUUUGACCUGGGAAGCCAAGAUGGCAAUACCCAAGAUUUAGAAUGCAUGAAUGCAGAUAGAUUGGUUAAAGAAUUUGGUCCAGACAUUUAUGGUGCGGGCCCUGCUGUGGUUCCUGAUGGGGAGCCUACAGACACCGAGCGAGUUCUUGGAACAGAAAGCCAAGCUGGUGAUGCUUGCUUGGAUGAACAAAACACUGCUUUGCAAAAAUGCAGCAAUCUGGGAGGAGACACGAUGCAGCUUGAUGAUGAAGCCCAGGUCCAGGAAAACACACAACCUCCUGGGAAACUUGAAGGCCUAACUGGUGGUUGCUCCAAGUCAAGACUGGAGGAUACAGAGACUGGUACAAUCAGGACUGCUGAUCUUUUGGCCUCUGAAGUUGCUGGGAGCUGGGCAGUGAGCACAGCCCCUUCUGUCAAUGGAGAGAAUGAAUCUCCACAAAGCAUGAGCGAUCCUGGUGCUGGUGGCGGAGACGCAGGAACUGCUAUUGCUACCGCUGCACUGCUGACCUGCUCUGAUGGCCAGGCAGCAGGGAGUCAGAGCAAUGGUGUUAAUGCAGUCUCUAAGCUGAGCAAGGAACAUCAGGUGCUGAAUGCGAUGAUUGAAAUAGUCGCCCCUGAUUUCAGGAAGCAGUUCCAGGGUGUUGGAGGGGAAGAGAAGAAUGAGUCCAUGUCUGAUGCAGAAACGGAGGAGGGUAGCAACAAUGGUGAUGCAUCUACUAGCAAUAUGGAAGAUGCUUCGGAGGAUGAUGCUGCAGAUGAUGACAAUGAAGUGAUGAUUGAAGAUUCUGUUGGGUGAAUAUGAAAGUGAAGAUGAGACGAUGGACGAGGUAGGUAUGGUUCAGGAAGUUUUUUUUUGAUUGUAGAUAUGUGAAUAAAUUUUUUCCAUGUAUUUUAAUAGUAUGUAGACGUCAGAAGGAAAGACUAUUUUCUUGCAAUGAAUUGAAAUUUCUCAUGCUUUCAGCGGUCUA